AACAUGGAAUCUAUUUGUUAAUACAAAGAAGGAAAAUAUGAAAAGUUAGAAUUACAUGUAUUUAGCUUACCGCUAUCUAACUAUCGUCUGCCUCGGAACGAAAGGUAUUUAGUUGUCGAGUUACGUAAUUCUUUAACUUGAUAAAUCAGUCUAACCUCUGCAACUCUUGAAGUCCUCUGGAGCAUCCGUAGAGCAAAGAACGUUUCCAGACAUAUGGUGCUAAAGAGUUUUUGAGGAAGCGUUACGCAGAGAGAUUUAGAUCAGUGAGUUGGACAAACAAACGCAGCGUUCAUCACGAUGAUUUCGACCCACAAGACGAUUUUUUGCACGAUUGCCUUGUCUCUUUUGGCAAACAGCAUUGCCCUCAGAAACUCCACAGAAAGCAAUAAACCGACGAGCUCCUUCAAUGAAACGACGUCAUUCCACGGAGUGGACAGUGAAGCACCUUUAGACGGAGGAUGCGAUUUUGACGUGGAUUUUUGUAAUUGGAGGAAUGAAACUGGUGGAGAUGACUUUGAUUGGACUCGGCUGGGCACAAGGACACCUAGCAGUAAUACAGGACCUAGGAAAGAUCGUUCUGGGGACGGCUCCUUUGUCUACACCGAGGCGUCAUGGCCGAGGAAAGCUGGUGAGACUGCUCGUCUCGUCGGAGGCCCAUUUUCCGGUAUAAUGUGCAUGCGAUUUUUCUACCACAUGUACGGCAGACACAUCGCAGAUCUACAAAUCUAUCUAAGGGAGGAUGGACUGGAGAAUUUCAUUUGGGGCCGAUUUAAAAACCAAGGGAAUACCUGGAGGUACAGCAACGUGACAGUGUUUGGCAGCAAUUACACAAUUAUAUUUGCUGCCAGGGUGGGCAAGUCCUAUCAGGGUGAUAUUGCUUUGGAUGAAAUAUCAUUUGUUAAUGGAACUUGUGAUGGAAAGAAACUUAAUUAUGUGCCAAGAGCCCGCAACACGACGAUGCCCUUAGACAAGAAAAGAGGAGAGACAGGGACGUGUGACUUUGAUGGUGGGUUUUGUGAAUGGAUCAAUCUUCCCCUUGGUGAUGAGUUCGACUGGACUUUAAACAGUGGAACCACACCAACGAUGAACACUGGUCCAGAGGAAGAUCACACAGGAUACGAUGGCGCAUAUAUUUUCAUUGAGGGGUCUGAUCCACAGAGACCUAGAGAUAGGGCGCUGCUAAUGGGCCCACGCAUUUGCGGAAGAAUGUGCCUUCAGUUCUUCUACAGUAUGAACGGGCAUCGCAUGGGAAAGUUGAAUGUUUACAAAAGAGAAGGUGUGCGCAGUGACGAUCUGUUAUGGACUAUGUCGGGAGAUCAGGGAACAGAUUGGCACGAGGCUUUAGUUGAUAUCGGAGGAGCUUGUUACCAGAUUAUUCUUGAAGGCAUCGUGGGUCCUUCAUAUCUUUCUGAUCUUGCCGUGGACGACAUUUUCUUCAGCAAAGGAACCUGCUGUCAGCUGAAACAAGAUUCAUUCGAUGCGGGAUUGAUUGGUAACUGCACAUUUGAUGAAGGAUUUUGUGAAUGGACAAAUGAUCCCAAUGAUGACUUUGAUUGGCAGCUGAUAGAGGGAGGAACUCCUAGCGAACAAACAGGUCCAACUGCUGGUUAUGGAGGAGAAGGUCAAUACCUCUAUGUGGAAUCAUCAGAGCCCAGGCGAGUCGGUGACAGAGCAAUCCUCUUCAGCGGUUUAUUGAAGGGUCUUCAGUGCAUGCGCUUUAGAUACUAUAUGUUUGGUCAAGAUAUGGGUUCUCUCUCUGUUUAUCGCUUUGGCGACGGAGUCAUGAAGGGUCGGCUUUGGCGUCGCUAUGGCAACCAAGGUGACAAGUGGCACGAAGCACGAAUAACUCUUCCGUGUAACGCAACGUCGUAUAUGAUUCAAAUCGAAGCGGUUAUUGGUGUGUGGAGAAGUGAUAUGGCUAUUGACAAGAUUGAGUUUACAAAAGGUGCUUGUCCUCCCUUCCAACGUACUACCACUGCUGCGACAACGACACUGAAGUCCACCACACCCACUCUUCCGGCAAAUUUACUGGUUGAAAAUAACUGUUCAUUCAGUGGACAUUUCUGUUCCUGGAUAAACGACAAUAACGAUGACUUUGAUUGGCUUAUAAACAAAGGGGAGACGAUGACUAGGAAUACUGGGCCGGCUUCCGACGCGGACGGAGAUGGUUGGUAUAUUUAUCUAGAGGCCUCUCUGCAAAGAAGUGGCGAGAAGGCCAAGCUGGUAAGUGGAUACAUGACUGGAACCCAGUGCGUGCAAUUCAAGUACCACAUGAUGGGGUCUGGGAUCGGAACUCUUAGGAUCUACCAAAUGAAACGAAAAGGCUCAACACCAAGAGUGGUUUGGUACCGAGUCGGAGACCAAGGAGAAGACUGGAAUAAUGCACGAUUUAAUUUGUUCGGGAAAUUUUAUAUGAUUUUCAUUGAGGGUGAACGAGGUCCAACGUUCGAAGGGGACAUAGCAGUGGACUCUAUAACAUUUACCCCUGGAAGAUGCGUGGUAAGAGUCAGUAAAGAAGAAAUCCAAGCGGACAGCCAUGUGGGAGAAGGAGUGUGUUCCUUUGACGCAGGUUUCUGCCUGUGGAGAAAUGAGGCAUCUCAAGACCAGUUUGACUGGUCAAUCACUGAGGGUGAAACACCCUCGGUGGGCACUGGGCCACUCACAGGAUUUGGCGGGUCAGGAAAGUACGCUUUUAUCGAGUCGUCUUCCCCUAGAAGGGCCGGCGACAAAGCCAUGUUGAAAAUAUAUGGCUCUGGAGAAGACGGCUGUUUGUUCUUUGCGUACCAUAUGUCAGGCAGAGAUAUAGACAGCUUGUCUGUUUAUAAACAAGAACUGAGAAAAGGAAUCCUACCUGCCCUGCUUUGGACCGAAAAUGGAAACCAGGGAGACGACUGGCGAAAGGUUGAAAUUGGUAUUAAAGGAGGUAGCCAAUAUAAGUUAAUUAUCGAAGCCGUAAGAGGUCGAAGCUUUCGAGGCGACAUUGCAAUCGACGAUGUUGGUUUCAAGAAGGGUUUCUGUGGAAAGCCAUUACAAGCAGUGAAAGCAGCGAAGAAAAAAUCAUAAACAGCAAGUAACAAUUAUGCAAUCCGCGUCGACGAGGAAGAACUUACUCUCGGCAACAGUCCCUUCAGCAUGACGACAGAACAAAGCAUUGCUAACUGCUUUAUAACCUGCAUUUUUUAUCUCUGAUAUUGUACUACGCUCAUGUUCUGGAUGAUUUUGCUACUAUUUUUUUUCAUAGUUUUUAUAUGUUUUUUUUUUCUGUGCGCUUGGUUUUUUUUUUCAUAUUAAUGUUGUAGUUCCGGUUAAUUUUUUCUUUUCGUUGUUGUUUCGGGGAAAGGCAAAAUUUCGCGGAAUACAACUUCAAUGCGCAAUUUUUGCAAUUACUUCAAUUCGCAACUAAAAUGUACGUUGCUGUUUCAGCUAUGAUGAUGCAAUGGUAAAUAAACUGUUUCCUCCUGCCCGCGUAAAGAUUGCAAUACACAAUGGCGACAUAGCAUUAUUUGCCUGUAUAAAGUGGUUUGAAAUGUCACUCAUAGGUGCCAUUCGAUUGGCAAAAGAUUUUGGGAAACUUUUAGGAAGUUUAUUUGAAACAAUUGUCCGGAGAGUUCCUGAGUCAAAAACUCUUAGUUAUCUAGUUUAGACUAAUUGCAUUGUUUGAUGAUUGGCUUCUGAACUAUGCAAUUACUAAUUGUAAAUAGACUAUAAAAAUCGCGAAAUUUUUGCGUUAAAUUGUGUGACGUUACUUACUGAAGCGUGACACAGACUACCGCAGACAAAUGUUUGGCUGAACAUCACUUGUUUAAAUUAAUCAAAUUUCGUCUAUCCUGAAGUUGUCAUUCCUUAGGUUAAUAUCGGAAGGAGUUUGAAUUACUUUUUCUAGAAAAUUCACGACAACUGGACAACUAAAUAUAGAAGAAACUUCCUAACCUCAAGAAAUAAUAUGAUUAUUGGAAAAGUAACCUUAAAAUAGGCUAAUCUUUACUCCCUAUGGUUCUUCAAGAAGAAAGACAAUUUUACACAACUUGCAGAAAAGAGACUUCAAAGAUGCCUCUACUGCAAAUCUUUUAAGAUGCAUUCAUAGGUUCCAAAAAUCGCUUGAUAAACAAAUAUUAAAACAAUUAAAACACUC
Stylophora pistillata is the source of this 4132-nucleotide messenger RNA. Its product is annotated as MAM and LDL-receptor class A domain-containing protein 1. The record is from RefSeq and is a predicted model, not a curated record. Gene Ontology annotation, cellular component: membrane. NCBI's taxonomy places the organism in Eukaryota, Metazoa, Cnidaria, Anthozoa, Scleractinia, Pocilloporidae.